GCCCCGACAGUUCUGUAUCCUGUGUAGGGGAGACAGAACUUUUCCUCUCCCCUCUUAGGGUCUCCGGCAGGGUCUGAGGAUUAAGUCAACAUAAAACAGAUUAACAAGAGAAAAGCACACCCAUUUUAUUUUUACAUGGACAUGGGAGACCUCACAGGACAACGGAGACCCUGAGGCGGUCAGGCCUAAGUGCUUCCACGUGAGGUUGAGCAAAGGGUUGCAAUUGUGAAAGAGUAACUAAAACAUACGGGGAGGCCGAGGAAGAUAAAGUUGGUUUGUACAGAUGGCUCUGGCCCAGGCUCUGGCUCUGGUGAUAAGAAUGUCCUUGUGAUACAGGGAGGCAUUUUCCAUGUGAGUGCUUAGCUCUGCUCCCAGGGGGAAAAGGGGAGGUCAGAGCACCCUCCUGCGUCUGCUGUCUUCCAGGUGCCUUCCGCUGAGAACGGUCCUUGUGCUGCGUGUGCUCUGAGGGCCAGCUCUGCCGCCCCCACUUUCUUUGCCCUCAGCACCAGCUACCUUCCCGUGAGAAACUAGUCCUCACGGCUGUCAAGUAAACCCCUUUCACCUUUUCCUCAUAUUGCAGAAGUAAUUAUUUGCAUUUUAGAAAUUAGGAACAUGAAGGUAAAAAGAAAAAAGUUGAAGUCACUCCUCAUGCCGAGGGUGGGAGGUGUGGCCAGUCCCCACUCUGGGACUGUGUGAGGAGCCGGUGUGGAGCAGAUGCCUCCUGGUGCUCUUGCACCCGCUCUCAUGAUCGUGCUCAUGGGCUCUUUCCAGUUUUCCCCUGUUCUAAACCUGACUGAUGAAUGUUGUUUUUCUGCACGAAGCAUUUCCUGAGAUUGCAUGUUCCCUCAGCAGCUUCUGGGGAAGCAGAGCUAAGCUGGUCGGGGGGCCGCGAGUGUGUGCUAGGCUGGUCAGCUGUGUUGCCAAAUCCUGCAAGUUUAACCUGAACUGUUCAAUCUAACCCCUGGCGAUUGGGGGGCUUGCUAGGGCCUGUGAGAGGGGAAAUAUGUCCUGAGAGGGGUGUGGGAGGGGCCAAGUGUCGGAAUUUGUCACAUAGCUGUGCUCAGAUUCGUUCAUUCAUGUGUUCCCCUGCCUGCCUGCCGGUUCUCCGGGAGCACCUGCCUGUUGGGUCUGGGAACGGCCAGGGGCGGGGAGGAUGGACCAGCUAAGCCAAGACAUGGUGGAGUGGCGGGUAGGAAGAGGAAGGAAGCCAGGCAAGGGGGUGGACAGGAUGGGGGGCUCUGAGGAGGUGACCCUUGUCUCAGCCCUGGAGUCCAGUGGAGGCAGCUGGGAGGAUCGGAGGAGGACAGCUCCGGGCAGGGGAGGGGCCCCAGCACUGUUGCCUUCAGUGCUUGCCCCUUGCCAGCUGCCUGAGUUUCUUGGGAGUCAUUGUAGCCCUGUGCCGGGCACCCACAUGCAGAGUAAGUCCUGGCUGCUGUUCAGGUGCUGCAGGGGACCCUCAGGGCUGGCCCCGCCUGCUUUGUGAGCUUAGUCUGCCCCCCCUACUGGCGGAGCCUCUCCAUGAGGCAGGGGCUCUAGUGUUGGGAGCAGCUCCUGGCUCUUGGGGAGAGCCCUGUGCCUGUGGGGGGUCAGGUGACGGGGUGGGGCAGGGAGAAAAGUGCCCACCAGCCCUGCCUCUGUGUCCUCGUGGCAGUGUGGGACUAGUUUCGUUCAUUCCUUUAGGCUGUAAUAAGGAUGCAGUUCGUGGAGCUGCAUUUUAUGAGCCGGGUCUGCAGAGGUGAAUCCUGUAAUUAGCCGGGCCAGAUGCUGUUGCUCUCAUUUCACAGAGGGAGAAGCUGAGGAUGCUCUUAGGGCCUCGAGGGGGCAGAGCUUCUGGGACCCGAGCUGGUGGAAGCUGACCUCAAGCCUCUCGGGGCCUCUCUUUUCUCAGGGACCCAGACAUGGAGCUGCGGGAAGAGGCCUGGUCUCCAGGACCACUGGACUCUGAGGACCAGCAGAUGGCCAGUCACGAGAACCCAGUGGACAUCCUCAUCAUGGAUGAUGACGACGUCCCCAGCUGGCCUCCGACCAAGCUAUCCCCGCCUCAGUCCACACCACCGGCCGGCCCCCCACCUCGGCCGCGGCCGCCCGCCCCCUACAUCUGCAACGAGUGCGGCAAGAGCUUCAGCCACUGGUCGAAGCUGACGCGGCACCAGCGCACGCACACGGGCGAGCGGCCCAACGCCUGCAGCGACUGCGGCAAGACCUUCUCGCAGAGCUCGCACCUGGUGCAGCACCGGCGCAUCCACACGGGCGAGAAGCCCUAUGCCUGCUCGGAGUGCGGCAAGCGCUUCAGCUGGAGCUCCAACCUCAUGCAGCACCAGCGCAUCCACACGGGAGAGAAGCCCUACACCUGCCCCGACUGCGGCCGCAGCUUCACGCAGAGCAAGAGCCUGGCCAAGCACCGGCGCUCUCACAGCGGCCUCAAGCCCUUCGUGUGCCCGCGCUGUGGCCGUGGCUUCAGCCAGCCCAAGAGCCUGGCGCGCCACUUGCGGCUGCACCCGGAGCUGUCGGGGCCCGGGGUGGCAGCCAAGGUGCUGGCGGCCAGUGUCCGCCGGGCCAAGGCGCCCGAGGAGGCGGCGGCUGCGGACGGCGAGAUCGCCAUCCCAGUGGGCGACGGCGAGGGCAUUAUCGUGGUGGGCGCACCGGGCGAGGGGGCCACGGCGGCCGUAGCCAUGGCAGGCGCAGGGGCCAAGGUGGCGGGGCCCCGGUCGCGGCGCGCCCCUGCCCCCAAGCCGUACGUGUGCAUGGAAUGUGGAAAGGGCUUUGGGCACGGGGCAGGGCUCCUGGCUCACCAGCGGGCCCAGCACGGGGACGGGCUAGGGGCGGCGGGGGGCGAGGAGCCCGCCCACAUCUGCGUGGAGUGCGGGGAGGGCUUCGUGCAGGGCGCUGCGCUCCGGAGACACAAGAAGAUCCACGCCGUGGGUGCGCCCUCGGUCUGCAGCAACUGCGGACAGAGCUACUACCCGGCUGGGGGGGAGGAGGAGGACGACGACGACGACGCAGCCGGCGGGCGGUGCGCGGAGUGCCGGGGCGGGGAGGGCCGGUAGGGGCGGGGGAGCCCGGGGGGGUUGGGGCAGGGCCCCUCGGGCUUGGCUGGAACGACGAUGUCCAAGAUCCAGAGAUGGACAGGGGGUGGGACGGACCUCAGCAUCCUCAACUCCCCCCAUCCCCCGACGCUGUCCACCUGGUGCACUGGGGUCUGGUGGGUUAUUAGGACAAGUUCACUUCGCCUCAAGACUAUGCCAGCCCCUCCUGAGCCCUGCCCUACAGCCUGGCCGGCCUCCCUAGGUUCACAGCCGGGAGCCAGAGACGAUGUGAGAACUGUAGAGACCAGAGGCCAUUUCCCCCUUUUCUUCCACCACCCGGUGGGUGGAGGUGUUGCAAGGAAUGGAGAGAAAUGGGGCCUUUUGCAUUUAGAGGGGUCUCCGAGAGGGAAGGGAAGUAGCGGCCCUUUUCUCUUUUAGAAUUUUCUUUUAAUCAUACCCACCUUCCUGGCCCCUCUCAUCCAUUAUUUUUUCUGCCCUGUGGGUUCCAUCUUUUUUUUUUUUUCUAGCCGAAGUCGUUCCUCCCCCUCCUGGAUUUGGGUAGCGGAGGAGUGAAGCAGAACUAGCCCCUGCUCCAAACGCAGCCCUCCUCCGAGGGCGCGUGCCCGUCUCUAUUCCCUGGCCUGGCGCGGUGGACGAGGGUGCGGGGGCAAUAAAGCGCACUGUUCAGCGGU
Molecule: messenger RNA, 3718 nt
Organism: Lemur catta (Ring-tailed lemur)
Lineage: Eukaryota; Metazoa; Chordata; Mammalia; Primates; Lemuridae
Gene: ZNF787
Product: zinc finger protein 787
Exons: 4
Coding region: 1899-3047 (382 amino acids)
Biological process (GO): regulation of immune system process; regulation of cytokine production; negative regulation of transcription by RNA polymerase II
Molecular function (GO): RNA polymerase II cis-regulatory region sequence-specific DNA binding; DNA-binding transcription factor activity, RNA polymerase II-specific
Source: RefSeq, a predicted model, not a curated record